CCUAAAGUUACUGAAACAUUCCUGAAACAUUUUUGAAAUGCUCCUAAAGUUCCUGAAACGUUCUUGAAACUUUCUUGAAAUGCUCCUAAAGUUCCUGAAACUUUCUUGAAACGCUUCUAAAGUUACUGAAACAUUCUUGAAACGCUCCUAAAGUUACUGAAACAUUCCUGAGACGUUCUUAACAAGCUCCUAAUGUUCCUGAAAUGCUCCUGAAAUGCUCCUGAACUCUGAAUGAUCUCCCCACUCGACUCUGGAGUUGUUUUUCGAGCGUGAGAGCACAUCGUCGCAGUAUGUCAACCAGCACAGAGCUGCCGUUAUGCUGCCCGACCUGCGGAGAGGCGUGUGGCUUUGGAGAGCACCUGUCCAGCGCCCGCUCCUGCCAGAAACUCUGUCUGACCCCUCGCCGGAGCUCUGAGGGCAGACUCAUGUCCCUGUACGCCCAGCGAGAGAGCAAGAUCGACCGUCCUCUGCGGCUGGAGCUCCUGGAUGCCCUGAGUUUGGCCCGUCCGCUCCGAAAGAUUCUCAUUCAGAGGGACUUGCCCUCGUCUCUGUCUCCAGUGCUGGCGGUCGCCAUGAGCUCCAGAGCCGCAGAGGCGGAGGCAGACGCCGGACACGCUGUGGCCCAGCUGGGAGUGCCAUGGCUGGGCAGGCUGGCGCUGGAGGCCCGGCUUCAGCAGCUGGCGCUGGAGGUGCAGGAGCGUGUGUCGCUCAAACUGGAGACGCUGCAGUACGAGCUGCAGCGGAGGAGCGUGGAGGUGAGGCGGGCCAGGAGAGAGAGCGAGUGCAUGCACAGAGAGAAGCGUCAUGCGGAGGAGCGGGCGGCCGAACUGGAGCGGCAGGUGGACAUUUCCGUGGAGAUGCUGGCCAGCCUCCGAUACGAGCUGAGAGAGAGAGAUGAACAACUGCGGCGCAAGCAACAGUUCCUGAUGACUCUGUCUCAGUGGUGCUGUCAGACUCAGUCUCUCGUUCUUCACAACCUCAAACCUCGAUCUCGUGGCAAGAAGGAGAGUAAAGACGAGUAUUUACGCAGCACCAGGGGCGGGCUGGAGGCGGGGCUGGAGGCGGUGCUGAAGUCAGCGGGGCGGUGUCUCAUCGCUCUGCGUGUCUCUCAUUGUCCCAACAUUCUGACGGACAGAUCGCUGUGGGUCGUCAGCUGUCACUGUCGCGCGCUGCAGUCGCUCACAUACAGGAGCGCGUCGGAUCCGGCGGGACAGGAGGUGAUCUGGGCUCUGGGUGCGGGAUGCAGGAACAUCACGACGCUGCGCAUCGCUCCUCUACAGCCGUGCCUGCAGCCCAGUCGCUUCAGUAACCGCUGCUUGCAGACGAUUGGCCGCUGCUGGCCGAACCUGUGCCGGGUGGGAGUGGGCGGGGCCAGCUGCGGCGUGCAGGGAUUGGCCUCUCUGGUGAGGAACUGUGUGAACCUGUGUGAGCUGGAGCUGGACCACAUGAACGAGCUGAACCAGGAGGCAGCGGCGGAGAUCUGCAGAGACGGGCUCCAGCAGCUGCACACGCUCAGCUUCAUCUCCUCACCCGUCACCGCCAGAGCCAUACUGCGCUUCAGCAGUGUGUGUAUGAGUCUGAAGUGUGUGGUGGUUCAGUUGAGUAUCUCUGAUUACUUCGAGGACGCCAACAAUGAAGAAGCCAAGAGAUUAUUUGAGGAGAUCCAAAUCUCAUCUAAAAACAACUUCAUGAAAUAG
Sinocyclocheilus grahami is the source of this 1697-nucleotide messenger RNA. RefSeq names its product F-box only protein 41-like. The record is from RefSeq and is a predicted model, not a curated record. The coding region runs from base 291 to 1697 and encodes 468 amino acids. NCBI's taxonomy places the organism in Eukaryota, Metazoa, Chordata, Actinopteri, Cypriniformes, Cyprinidae. The transcript has 7 exons.